Amoebophrya sp. A25 is the source of this 2440-nucleotide messenger RNA. NCBI's taxonomy places the organism in Eukaryota, Dinophyceae, Syndiniales, Amoebophryaceae. The record is from the annotation of a GenBank genome assembly.
GGUGUGAGAGUUGAGCGGGUGCCGCCAUAUCGAUGAAAGGCGUGGCAGCGAAGACGCCGCCAGUGCUCGCCUUAUGUCCUCCGUGAAAACAUGACCGAGCUGGCCUUGCUUAAGGCGUUCGUGGCUGCACAGUGCCAGCUGGGACUGGUCUGCCUCGUCGCGUGUGUUGGGAAUAAUUGGCCGCAGUCUUACCCAAGAAACGAGAACACAAGUCCCCGCAUGUUUUGGGCGAGCACGUGCGUUUGUCUUAUCUUGGGAGCCGGUACAUUUACGAAGCGGCGUGGCCUUUCAGGAGGGAGCAAGAGCGCAAUAAGAGCGAUCUUGCCUCUGUGCAGGGAACAAACGGAGGAGUGGAAGGGCUGGAUGCAGUGGAUCUUUAUCUUUUAUCAUUAUUAUCGUGCGCGGUAUAUCUACAAUGAAGUUCGAGUCUUCGUCUCCUCUUACGUCUGGAUGACAGGCUUCGGGAAUUUUCUCUACUUUGAUAAAAAGGCUGACUUCUCUGUGAUUCGAGUGGUGAGCAUGUUGAUUCGGAUCAACUGGCUUCCUCUCUGGUUAUGUUGCGCACUGGGAACCAGCUUGGAGUUAUACUAUGUCGUGCCACUACAUACCGCGGGGUUCUUGAUUACCUACGCAACAUGUUAUUUGCAGCAGCGAGUAGCGAAGAGUGUCGCCGAAGGUGCAGGAACCCAGGGCAUCGCGCGUGCGUUUGGCGUGCUCGUCAGUUUCGCGCUUCAUUAUGUUUUCUUCGAGUGUGGAUUUGUGCAACGAUUUUUUUUCUGGUCUCAUGAGCUCGAGUGGCGAUUUACAGCGGACAGGUAUACGGCUUUACAGGGUAUCGCCUCAGCGAUGCUGCUAAAGCCAGUCACACAACUGAUUCAACGGCUCGAGGAUAUCGACCGCAAAGGCCUCAGGCUUUUCGCGCAAUGCUGUCUGCAGCUCACGGGGCUCGCUCUGGUGCUGUUUUGGUACUUUGUGUGGGGUCACACGGAUGACAAGCUGGCGUACAAUGCGAUGCAUCCAUAUAUUUUGAUUUUUCCACUCGUUGGCUAUGUUCUCAUGCGAAAUUCGCUCUCUUUUCUCACUGAGCGGUACUCCGUCAUCAUGGAGUUCCUCGGGAGAAACACGCUGGAGACUUAUGUGCUACAGUUCCACGUCUUUAUGUGCCGAGAUGUGAAGCAUAUCUUAGCCCUCGUCCCAGGUGCAGAGAGCUCCCAGAGCGGUGAGUUGAUGAAGGGCUUGAACAUGUUUGCCUGUGGAUCUAUUUUCCUCACUCUUGCGGUGGCGGCAAGGCGGGCGACGGUGGUCACACAGGAAUGCGUCGUCCAGUUGUUGGGUAGCCUGAGUGAUUCAAGAGCGACGUCGCCUUUGAACGUGUCUGAUCAGCAGGAGCGGCAUAGGGCAUCCGCCAAGGCUCCAGCAACUGAAGGUGAAAAGGGACAAGCCGUAGGGGCUCGGUCAGGUGUUCGAGCCAUUGCCGGCUGUCUGCUUUUCCGUUGGGGCCUCUUGCUUCUGCUUGCUGUCUCCGGGCGGCUUGUCCCUUUUUUUGCAUUCGUGAAGGGGUUGAAGGCCGACAGAGUCAGGGCGAUAAAGGUGUUGUAGACCUUGCUGCCACGACGGAUUGAUAAUUUGAGCGGGGUAGUUGUGUGGUCCAGUGCUGGAGAAGUGGAUGACGAUAAAGCAGAUGUGGUGGUGGAUCUCUCGAGAAGAGACGCCUCGACUAUCGAGCGGCAGCGCCGCUUCUAUUUACCUCAACCGCCCCGAAGGCGGGCCCGCUCGCACAAUGUAUGAUGGCCCGGAUUGAUGCUGAUGCACAAAGUGUAUCUGUGGAAAGUGCUCGAAUUGUUCGGACUCGUAUCGCCUCAGCGGUGGAUGUGAAAGCGCCUAUUAAUGUAGAGUAUCAUUCUCUCCUUCGUUUUUGUGUCGUGUUUAUUCUCUCUAUGAGUGGACACUUUACAUUUUUGACCUGGGAAAAGAUUUCAUUUAUUUACUUCUUGAACCGAAUGAAUCGGAACGAGCAGGCGAAUGAAUUUGGAGGGUGACGCGAAGUGGGAGGCUCUGCGGGGCUAGUGCGAUCGCGAUACCCCCUGGCGCUGCGAAGGAAAUCUGGCCUGCUUUUGAAGCUUGUGCAGGGUUGCCAUAACGCUCAAAACCGCCGCUCUUCGCUUUUUCCUCCAAAUCUUUCCCCUCAUCGAUCCAAGGGAGCCAGGCCUGCGCUCGCACAUCCUUCACUCCCAUAGUCGAACACUUCAGGCCGACCUCCCCAAGAAGCGCACUCUGAAAGCCGAGCCGCUCAGCAGAAUGCACGGAAUCGCCCAGGGCCUUUCUUGUGGCGUUCGUUUUCAUUUUCGUCAGAAUUCAGAACCACACUACCCCAAACCACUCAAACUGAACCGCAGGCACCGACUGAGACGCGAGCGCGUCGCAUGUUUCUCACGUACGC